Molecule: messenger RNA, 1385 nt
Organism: Melospiza georgiana
Lineage: Eukaryota; Metazoa; Chordata; Aves; Passeriformes; Passerellidae
Gene: SPATA2L
Product: spermatogenesis associated 2 like
Exons: 2
Coding region: 1-1203 (400 amino acids)
Cellular component (GO): cytoplasm
Source: RefSeq, a predicted model, not a curated record
AUGUGUGCAGGCUCGGCGCUGCGGCAGGAGCAGCGGCAGGACUUCGGGCAGGAAUUGCGGCAGGAGUUCCACCGGGAGUACCGCCGCUCUCUGCAGCGGGAGCUCGGCCCCGCCGGGACCUGCCCCGGCCCCGCCGUGGCGGAGCGGCUGCGGCAGCGGCUGCAGCAGGAGCCGGCGCUGCUGGAGGCGCUGCACGAGGACGCCCUGGCACUGCUGGCCCGGGGGCUGCGGGACCACCCCGACCCCGGGCUGGCGCUGCGAGGCCUGGCCGGCGCCUUCCGGCUGCUGGAGCUGGCGGCCCAUCCCGGUGAGGCCCCGAGGUGGCGAGGGGAUGGCGUGGGGGUCCCCAGACACCCUCAGCCACGCUCCCCGCUCUCCUUGCAGACCUUCUCCGGCGCCUACGUGCACCUGCUGCGCCCGGCGCUCCCCGAAGCCGACCUGCUGCGGAGUUUGGGCCGGCUGGGCUACGAGCGGCGGGAGCGGCACCGCCUGGCCGUGGGCCGGCUGCCCCCGGGGCCCGCGCUGAUCGCCGCCGCUGUCGGCUUCCUGGCCUGCCGCCUGGAGUGCGAGAUCCUGGCAGAGCGGGCGCUGCAGCUGCGACAGCCCCGUGCCGAGGAGCUGCUGGAGGCACGGCACCGGGCUGGGAGUGCCAAGGGAUGGCUGGAGAUGCUGCAGGACCCGGGGACACAGCGCAGGGUGGCUCCCGACUGUGGUGACAGCAUGGAUCUCUACCAGGAGAGGCCAGACGGCCCUGAAGACACGGGCAGCAAGGACACAGCCCCCCCAGCGCUGUGGAGGGACCCUCAGGACAUGCCCGCGAGGGGCUGGGGCCGCUGCGACAGCACGCUGGGGCCAGAGCCUGUGGGCAGCGCUGAUCCGGACACCUCCUCUCACCUGUUCCCGCAGCCAGAGCUGGCGGGGACCGGCACAAGUCCCCAGGUGCUGGGGGAGCCCCGAGAUUCCCCCCAGGCCGUGCCAGAGCUGCCCUGCUACCAGCUGCACUCGUGCCUGCAGCGGGGCAUGCUGCCCUCGUACUGCUGCAGCACCUGCCGGCAGCUGCACGGGGGCGGCUGCGCCCUGGGCCGCGCCUGCCGCAGCCAGCACCGCGGGCAGGAGCUGCACGGGGAGCGGCAGCAGCGCCUGUGGCUGCAGCGCAGCGAGCUGGACAUGCUGCUGGCCCGGGGCUCUGUGCCCCCCUCCUGACGCAGUGCCCAGAGCUGGACAUGCUGCUGGCCCAGGGCUCUGUGCCCCACUCCUGACAUGGCCCUGCUGCUUGGCACAAGGACCCGGACUCAUCAGCCCCCGAGACAGCGGUGCCAGGCCCUGCUCCCGCCCGGGCACUGCUGCUGUAAAUUAUUCUGUGCAUCAGUAAAGUGGCUGCCUCA